Ricinus communis (castor bean) is the source of this 1522-nucleotide messenger RNA. RefSeq names its product myb family transcription factor IPN2. The transcript has 6 exons. The coding region runs from base 205 to 1299 and encodes 364 amino acids. Gene Ontology annotation, molecular function: DNA binding; DNA-binding transcription factor activity. NCBI's taxonomy places the organism in Eukaryota, Viridiplantae, Streptophyta, Magnoliopsida, Malpighiales, Euphorbiaceae. The record is from RefSeq and is a predicted model, not a curated record.
UUAAAAUGUUUUCUUUUGUACAAGGGUUAGCUUGUCACCUGUGCUUUCUUAGUAGAGAGAGAGAGGGGGCAAAUUCUUCUUCUUCAUCGUCUUCUUCAUCUUCUUCUUAAAAAUCGCACCCUAUUCUUCCCUAUUUGCAUCGCAUUUGUUCUUGAAUCUCUUUAGUAUUCCUAAGAGAGUUAUCUUAGAGAGAGAAAGAAGAGAAUGUUCCAUACAAAGAAACCCUCAAAUAUGAAUUCCCAUGAUAGACCCAUGUGUGUUCAAGGUGACUCUGGUCUUGUCUUAACUACUGACCCUAAACCUCGUCUGCGUUGGACUGUCGAACUUCAUGAACGCUUUGUGGACGCUGUUACUCAACUUGGAGGCCCAGAUAAGGCCACUCCAAAGACCAUUAUGAGAGUCAUGGGUGUGAAGGGUCUUACCCUUUACCACCUCAAAAGCCAUCUUCAGAAAUUCAGACUUGGAAAGCAACCACACAAGGAAUUUAGUGAUCCCUCAAUUAAGGAUGGUCCAGCAUUAGAUCUUCAGCGAAGUGCAGCUUCUACUUCUGCAAUGAUGGGCCGCAGUAUGAAUGAUAACUCACACAUGGUUGAUGCGAUUAGGAUGCAAAUGGAAGUGCAGAGAAGACUGCAUGAACAAUUAGAGGUACAAAGGCAUCUUCAAUUAAGGAUUGAAGCGCAUGGGAAGUACAUGCAGAACAUGUUAGAGAAAGCUUAUCAAACACUUGCAGGAGAAAACAUGGCCUCUGGAAGCUACAAAGGAAUUGGAAAUCAAGGAGUUCCUGAUUUGGGUGCAAUGAAGGAUUUUGGGCCUCUAAAUUUUCCACAAUUUCAAGACCUCAACAUUUAUGGAGGUGAUCAACUUGAUCUCCAACAAAAUAUGGACAGGCCGUCUCUUGAUGGCUUCAUGCCAAAUAAUGAUCACAUUUGCUUGGGAAAGAAGAGGUCUAGUCCUUACAGCGGCAGCGGCAAGAGCCCUUUGAUUUGGUCUGAUGAUCUACGUUUGCAAGAUCUUGGAUCAGCACCAACAUGUCUAGGACCUCCAGAUGAUCUUUUCAAAAGUGACCAGAUUCAGAUUGCUCCACCAUCAAUGGAUAGAGGAACCGAUCUGGAUUCAAUAUCAGACAUUUAUGAAACGAAGCCAAUGCUUCAAGGUGAUGCAAUGGGUGAAAAGAAAUUUGACGCAUCAACAAAGCUUGAAAGGCCAUCACCAAGAAGAGCACCCCUUCCAACUGACAGGAUGAGCCCUAUGAUCAAUUCUGGUGCUAUGCCGCAGGACAGAAAUUCACCGUUUGGGUGAAGCGCAUACUGAUCUAUAACUACCUUGAUAUGUAAGUGACUUGAUGAUAUAAAGUACGCUCUUAAUAUUAGCCUAUGUAGGGUUUUGGUCUCACAAGUUGGCAAAUUUAUUGUUAGAACUAGGUUCUUCUACUCGAGCAUGAUAUAGAUAAUGCCAUGCAUGGCAAUAUCAUCAAAAUUAAAUUAUAUUAAUUAACUAACUAGUACGUUUCGUACUUACUUUA